UAAUAAUUAUUAAAGCUUUCCUCAGAUACCUCACAUUGAAUAAGUGCACAUUCUUACUCCAGACAGUAGAUGGCAACCUCUGCCUAUCUGAAAAUCAGUCUGCCACAGAAAAAUAAAAAACAUAAACACCUUUUACUGCGCAAGACUAUUUACGAGUUUGCUGGACUCAAAAAAAAAAGAUUAUGGCACUAGGCUCUCAAUCGCGUGAAAAUCGAAUGCAGUUGAAACACAAUAUUGGAACCUGCAUAGACACAAUUCAAGACAAGCUGUUCAUUCUAAGCCAAGACAUAUGGAGGUGUCCAGAGCUUGCAUAUGGGGAGAAACAGUCACACGACAGGCUCGUUCGUUUUCUCUCUGAUGAUAACUUAUGGGAGGUUGAAAGUCACUACAAACUGCCUACCGCAGUUAGGGCGACAUGGGGCCCAUUUGGUGGCAAAGACGGCGACAGAGUUUUGAAUGUGGGAUUCCUAUGCGAGUACGACGCGUUGCCAGGUAUUGGCCAUGCAUGUGGACACAACCUUAUAGCAGAAGUCGGUGUGGCUGCUGCACUAGGGCUGACGGGUGCAUUAGGAUUACUAAGAGAACCAACAGACUGUCUGACUCCUCUCCGUGUAAAGGUGACAGUUCUUGGGACCCCAGCAGAAGAGGAUGGAGGAGGGAAGGUUGACCUCAUCCUGGCUGGGGCAUUUGAAGACAUGGAUGUUGUCUUCAUGGCUCACCCCGCUCAGCAGGAUGUUGCCUUCCUACCCUGUGUAUCCAUCACAGAUGUGACAGUGAAGUACCAUGGGAAGGCGUCUCAUGCUGCAGCGUACCCCUGGGAGGGGGUCAAUGCCCUGGAUGCAGCAGUGCUGGCGUACAACAGCCUGUCUGUUCUGAGGCAGCAGCUGAAGCCAGACUGGAGACUCCAUGGCAUCAUCAAACAUGGUGGAGUGAAGCCUAACAUCAUCCCAGCCUACACCGAGCUGGAGUAUUACUUGCGCACUCCACUGGUCACGGACCUGUCUGACCUCAAAGCCAAGGCAGAGGCCUGCUUCAGGUCAGCUGCCAUGGCAACUGGUUGUCAAGUGGAGAUAACUUAUCUAAACCACACAUAUUCCAACAUCCUUCCCAACACCACCCUUGCACAGCUCUACGAAGAGAAUGGUAGAGCCUUGGGGAUUGAGUUUGUGGAAGUGCAGAACAAUUUCUCAGGUUCCACUGACUUUGGCAACGUGUCAUUUGUCGUCCCUGGGAUACACCCUUUCUUUUACAUUGGCACCGAUGCACUGAACCACACGGAGGAGUACACCGCAGCUGCAGGUGCAGAAAAGGCCCAGUUUUACACACUCCGGACGGCCAAGGCCCUGGCCAUGACAGCUGUGGAUGUGCUGUGCUGCCCUGAGCUGUUUCACAAGAUGAGGGUGGAAUUCUCUGAGGCCAAACUGAAGCAGGAGCAAGGACUGAAAGACAAGGACACGACUGGCUCCACACAUUCAUGAAAAAAACAAAAACAUUGAUGACCUCGUGAUUAACAGGAAGUAUUGAUUCAAACUACCUCUAGUCAGAGGCUGCUCUGCAAUCAGUGCAAAGUUGCUCAUGAUUUUCGAAGAAUGGUAAUCAUUGUUAUCAAUGAAGCAAUUCUAAUACACCGUAAAGCAAAGUUUCUAAUGAGACGCCACAGCAUUGCAAUUACUGUAAUAUGUCAAUUUCCAUGUCUUUAGGCCAGUUCCAAACAUGUUCUUCCAUUUCAGAUGCAAUGACUUCCUCUUUCUCAGAAAACAUCACAUUUAUUAAAUAUGUUUAACAAUGAUCACAACAUAGCUUUUACAUAGGUGUGUUGAGUGAUUAUGCUCAUAUUGAUUAUAAAAAAAUAAGGGGUAUUUGGAGACACAAUCUCUCCUAGUAAGACAAUAUAUCCAUCCUGUAGCUAUAUAUGAGGUUAUCUACGAGGUUAUUUAUUCAAAUGGAUUCAAAGGGGAAUGAACUCUAAAAACCCGAAACAACGAAUACAUUGAAUCACGCAUAAUAAUAUACACAAAGAGACAUUAACUUCAAAAGUCUCAAAAUUAGUGGAGAAGAAAACAGCCUAAAGUGAUUUGUACAUUUUGGCUUCAAAUAACCUAACCGGUUUGUUUCUUAUGUAUUCGUGUCACAGGUAGUUGUGCUAUUGCUGUGAAAAUGAGCACAAAGGUCAAAUGGUUGCUUAUUACCAACAAACUAGUGUUUAAGAUCAGAAGCAACGAUACAUAACAUCCAAAUAGUGUGUUCAUAUUUUAGAACUGCAAAUACGAAAAUGUAAAGAUAUCACCUGAAAUUCAGGCUUUAGAGUUUAAAGGGGAUAGCACUCUCCUGGUCACUGUCUAGUCAUAGUCAUGCUAAGUCACUAAUAUAUACACGUCAUGUCAAGGCCCUUCACCCAGUGGGCAAGCAUUCAAAUCUAAAACCUAUCAAUGUUGUUUUUCAGUUGCUUAGUUGUCCAUUGGUCACAAUCAAUAUGACACAAUCCCAAAAAGUUUGAAAUAAUCGUGACCAUAAUUUUAAAAACAUCUCAAUGUUAAAUAUAUAAUCAACAAGGGGCUAUACGUUCUAUGGAAAAUAAUUCACAACAUGUGUAAACAACAUUGUAUUUCAAAAUUUGACACUCCCAAAACAUUGCAAUCAAAAAUAGUUUUUUAACCCCGAUGCACCAGUUAUCAAUAUUAAUUAGUCUGAUGUUUGAGAAACCAUAUUGUAACUGAACAUUUUCAGUGGAUAUUUAAAUAAAAAUACUGCACC
This is a messenger RNA of Oncorhynchus gorbuscha (pink salmon), 2754 nucleotides long. Its product is annotated as xaa-Arg dipeptidase-like. The record is from RefSeq and is a predicted model, not a curated record. The coding region runs from base 183 to 1478 and encodes 431 amino acids. Gene Ontology annotation, molecular function: dipeptidase activity. NCBI's taxonomy places the organism in Eukaryota, Metazoa, Chordata, Actinopteri, Salmoniformes, Salmonidae. The transcript has 7 exons.